AUGGACGGAGAAUCGGCAUACUCCAUGGAGGCCGAGCGCGAGAUGACUCGGCUCUGGCGCACUUUCAGAACAGUCUACGAAUUGCUUGCGGACCGGGGCUACGAGGUGUCCGACCACGAGCUGGCACUGCCACUUGACGAGUUCCGCGCAAAAUAUGCCGAUCCUCUGGGAUAUCCUGAGAGCUCGAAACGAGUCCACAUCGCUAACAAACUCUUCCGCAACAACAGUCGCACCAAGAUGAAAAUCCAAGCCCGCCCCACCGAGACCAUGAAGAUGAAAUACACACCAUUGCCCAGCAAGGCAAACCCGAACCCCCAGCCCGACUGUGGCACCAUCUAUGUCGACUUUUGCCCUGACGCCUCAGGUGUCGGAACCAAACAAAUCCGCGCCUUCAACCACCUUGUCGACGAGAACAACUUCCACACGGGUAUCUUCAUCACGCAAACACCUAUCUCGCCUUCCGCUGUCCGUCUUUUGUCUACUCUGCCAGGCCGAAUCUGUGAGCACUUCCAAGAACAGGAUCUGCUCGUCAACAUCACCCGUCAUGAGCUUGUCCCCAAGCACGUUCUGCUUAGCCCGGAGGAGAAGGGCAAGCUUCUCGAGCGCUACCGUUUGAAGGAGUCGCAGCUGCCGCGUAUUCAGAUUUCCGAUUCUGUUGCUCGCUACCUCGGUCUGCGCCGUGGCCAGGUUGUUAAGAUCAUCCGCAAGUCUGAGACUGCGGGUCGCUAUGCCAGUUACCGCUGGGUCAUCUAA
Molecule: messenger RNA, 753 nt
Organism: Penicillium bovifimosum
Lineage: Eukaryota; Fungi; Ascomycota; Eurotiomycetes; Eurotiales; Aspergillaceae
Product: DNA-directed RNA polymerase core subunit RPB5
Exons: 3
Coding region: 1-753 (250 amino acids)
Biological process (GO): DNA-templated transcription
Cellular component (GO): RNA polymerase III complex; RNA polymerase I complex; RNA polymerase II, core complex
Molecular function (GO): DNA binding; DNA-directed RNA polymerase activity
Source: RefSeq, a predicted model, not a curated record